UCGUCACCUCUCUGCCUGGGGUUCCCAGAUGGGGCGGCCUGGUGCAGUAGAAGGUUGUGCAACCGUCUCGGAUAAAAUGUGCAAUAAAAAUGGUAGACGCUUCUGCUGCUUUACGCCGCCUUCUGUUCCGGUGCGGGGCUGCGGCAGCGAAGGCCGCCAGGCGGUAGGGGGCGCUCGCGCGGCGACGGGAAGGCGGAGCCUGCGCAGCUGCGCCGACAAAAUGGACGACUCGGAGGACGAGUUUCGCUCGCGGGUUCCGCCGGGGCGGCGGCGGCGGCCUCGCGGGAUAGGCACAGCUGCUGCUCUCGCUGCCGGGCCUCCAGCCCUCCCGCCGGGCCGCGGGCUAAAGCGGGGCGGCGCCCCUUCGGCGGCUCGGCCGGCCGGAGGGAAGAGGCGGCGGGCGGCGGGCGGGGAGACGCUGGAGGCCGCGGCCAGGUCGCGCGCAGAGGUCGGGCUCGGCGGGAAGCGGCCCAAGGCGGAGACGAGGGGCUGCAGGAGGCCGCCUCCGCUGCUGCUCCAAAGGCCGGAGGAGGCCCGCCGAGGACUCGAGGCCCGAGCGGCCCUGCUGCUCUCGGAGGCCCCGGCCGCGCCCCACACGCCCCCGCUGCCCGUCAGCCGUUGGGACGGGGGCCCGGCGGCAAGCCCGGCCGGCUGGCUGUGGGAGCUGAGCUCGUUGACGACCGUCACCCCUCGGGGGGCCGAUCAGAGGCCGGAGUUCCGCGCGCCUGGUGCCCCAGCGGAGUCUCCGGAGACGGAGCGUUUCUCAAGCAGAGCCGGUGAAUGCUUUGAAGGCGGCCGUCCGAGAGAUGCCGAUACCUUGCAAGAUCUCGUGGAGUUGGCCGGGGAAGGACUCACGUUCACCCAGUGGAGCCUUGAUAUUGGGCGGCCGGAGCCCCCGGAGCAAGAACAGAUGCCAGGUGUUCAGCAAAAGGCUUUUACUCGGUUAUUGGAGAAGCAGCAGCAGCAGCAGCAACUAUUCCAAAAUUGCUCUUAUGAAAAAUUCCCUCUUGGCUCACUGGCUGUUGCCUUCAAGGAGAUGGUCAAUAAUCCUCAUUUGAGCGAUAUCCAGAUCCAGGUGGACAGUGGGGAAGUCUUCUAUGCCCAUAUGUUUGUAUUGUAUGCACGGUGUCCUCAGCUUUUACAAUUUGUUGACCACAGAUGUUUUGUGGUGGCUGAAGAAGGAGAAGUCAGAACCUCCCGUGUGCUGUUACAUGAUGCUCCAGGUGAUGCUGUUGCUCUGUUCUUGAAGUACCUUUACACAGCUGAACAUUUCGUACCUCAACAUUUGCUGUCAGAUGUGGUUGACCUGGCAAUAAGGUUGUACCAAGAGAGGAGAAAGAAUAUUUAUGUAUAUUUGCAUGGUUGCAGGUUUGGAGUGAAAGAAUUGGCGGUUCUGUGUGAAGGCCAAUCUAGUGAAGAGAUAUCUGUAGAAAAGCCAGUGGAUGAUAAAGACAAAGUUGGAAAUUUUGAGGAACUUUUGAAAUCCAUGUGGCAAGAUGAAGAAACCGCAGCAAAAUCUGUAUGCAGAGAUGAAAUCAAUGACAGUAUGAAUGAGCAGGAACUAGAGGAGAUUUAUGAGUUUGUGGCUACCCAGCGCAGAAUGACCUCUGAUGAAGUGAGGAAGGAAAAGGUCUGCACUGAAUGCAGAUAUGAUGAAGUGGAAAAGAAGAUUAGCCAAAUUGGUGGUUCUUGCCCAAGAAAAGCACUGGAGAAGCCCAGAAGAGCCAUGACAAUUAAGGAAGGUGAAAUAAAAUGUGAUCUAGAGUCAUCCAAAUUGAAAACCUCUAAUGCCAGCAUGGAAAAAGAUCUGAAAAAGUAUUCUGUUGAGUUCCAGCUGGAUUUUAAGGAAAUAGUGUCCUUUGGAGCAAGUACUAGAAAAGAACCUACAAGUGAGAUUCAUCUCGGGUUGGCUGUGGAUUCCACUCAUAGUAAUCAUCUGGAGAGGUCUGCAACCCAAUUUUCUGUCUCAGAAAUGAAAUGUUCUCUCUGGAAGGAGAAUAUUAACAUAGCCAACAAUGAAACCACAACAAGAAAUUUUCCAAGACUUUUUCAAGAGUCAGCAAAAGAUCUCCAGAUUACUUUGAUAACAUCUGCAUCACAGCCAAACAUAUUAGAUAGGCUUCCCUCUCAAAAUGGUAAGCAAGAGAAUAUAAAUAGGAAGGGAGAAGCUCCUAUUGGCAGCCUAGAGAAGUCUGGUGUGGUGAAUCCUCAUGAACUGAAUAUUACGAGUGACCAUAUUGUAGUACUGGAUUCUGAUGAAGAGCUGGAACAGGAGGCAGAAAAGAAACAGGCAGAGGCCGCUUCAAGCUUCUCUGAGCAACAAUCAUGGCAUAAAGUGAGCGCUGUUGCCAAUGUGAACUGCUGGAGCCCAUCUCCACCACAGCAGGAUGUAGGUAAAGUGGCAGAUAGAGUGGACACACUAAUUUGUAAUGAGGUACAAUCUUUGGAUGAAAGCCAUCAGCCCUUGAACCUGAGUAGUUACAGAGAAGGCAGCUUCUGGGAAGGUUUAGACAGGAGUGAAGGAAGGACAUUGGUGGUGCCUGAAACUCCUCUGCCAGCCUGGAAUAGCUUGGAUGACGUGCAGGUUGAAAAAUCCAGGUUGAAUUCUUCUCUUAAAAAGCAGUGGACUCAUGAAACCCAGACGAAACCGUUGUCUUGCAGCUAUAAACCUCUACCGGUGCUUUCAUCUACUUCUUUGCUCAAAGUAGUGAAACCUAACAAUGGCCUGUGUGCAACAGAGAGAGAUGUGGUUGUGGAUGACAGUGAGGAGGAGCAGGAAGCAGUGCCACCAUGCUCAAAGGGCAUCUUUGUAGAAUCUUUGGAGGUAAGAACUCCAAAUGCCAGAAAUCCAUUGAAGGCCUCUGUGCACAUGUUUGACAUGCAGGACAAUCACCCUGUGAAUGUUGCUAGUAGUGUAGCUAAUUCAGCAGCCACGUUCCAUUUUGGAGUGGGAGAUUUGCUACUGCACAAGUCUCAGAAUUGGCCUGGAAAAGACUCUGACAGCAAUGAAGCUCUUCCUGCCUGCUCAAGUUUGUCAGCUUCCAUUCCUGUUUCAAAGAUUUCUGUCACAGAUCUUGCCUGCCAAGCCAGGGACAUCUCUUGCGUUUCUCCAUUCAUGCCCUUGCCACCUUACUCAAGCAUGGACACCCCAGAGUUGAAGAAGGAAUUGAGCAGAUUUGGUGUCCGUGCUCUCCCAAAGCAGCAGAUGGUUUUAAAACUGAAGGAAAUUUUUCAAUUUACUCACCAACAGGCACGAACCGACUCUAAGAAAAAAUCUAUGCCAGUUGCUACCAGUUCUUUUCAGAAACUGGAGCAGAAACGUCUUGCCCCUUAUCGACUGCUUCAGGGGAACCCAAAUACAACUAACCUUACAGAUCUCUCUGAAGGAGGCGCUCAGAGGCCAGAGGCUGGACUUGGGUGGCCAAAGAGAGCUGCUUUUCCUGCGAAGAGAUUAGCUGAUGGAGAGGGCAAUGGAGAUCUAAUCCUGACAACUUCUCAAGUGUCAGCUGGCACAACAGGAACUGGAAAUGAGACUUAUGCAGCAUUUCAAAGUUCAUCUGUGGAGUUUAAAAUCAGCACGCUGUCAGAGAAAGAAGAAAAUGUACCAGCCUCUCAGAUUGCCGCUAGUGGUGAGGGUCAGCAACUGGAAUUCUUGAAGCACUAUAUUCAUUCCAACCCAUCUCUUUGCCAGCAAAUUCUGCUGUAUCAGCCCAUUGAACUUUCUGUACUGCAUGCAGAACUGAAGCAAAAUGGCAUAAGGAUUUCAUUGGACAAGUUACUGGACUUUUUGGAUGCAAACUGCAUCACGUUUACCACUGCAGAAGCUAGGAGAGAAAAACAACACCACCUCCAUAGAUCCAAGAGAAAGGGACAAAGGUGAUGCUAAGCCCUUUAGAUAUUCUCCCAAAAUGUGAACUCCUGGAGAUUUUUUCCUCUGCAACUUUCCAGUCACCUACCUCUUCUCCUUUUUCAUGUUUAUGUAUUUUUCUUUGCUCAAUCCUUUUUUCGGGGGAAAUCUGUGUUGGGGUUUGAAGUGAGUUUGAUCCCUUACAGCCAAACUUUGGCUUGGACAGUGGAUAGCCUGCAUCCCCAGAGCAGCUUUGGACAAGUGUGUUGAUUGCAGGGGUAGUCUUCAGUCCACUUUCUUGUUGACUUAGAUAUAGGUAGUCUCUAUUUGGUAAUAAAAGACAUUGUCUAUGGAUUUAAGUUUUCUACAGACUGCAGCUGAUGUGGACAGGUCAUGCUCAAUUUGGUUAAGUCAAAACUGCCUUCUUGUCCAAAUUGAAGAUUUUGAGAAGGGAUGUCAGAGUUGGUCACUUGCAACAGCUGUUCUCAGCCUUGCAUCCAAUCCUGAGGAAUGAUUUCAGCAUACAUGUUGGGACACUGUAUCUUCGGCAUAUCCUUACCCUGAGGGCUGGCUGAUGGAGGGAAAAACAUACUCCUUCAUUUGCAAAGAUAACUUUCAAGUUUAUGUCACCCGAGACUACCACCCAAGUAAUUUAUUACAAAAUUGUCUCCCAGGUGUUGUAGUGUAAAAAAAUGCAAAGCUGGGAAGAAGACAGCAAGAUGAUGUGAUGUGAGAGGGCAGCAUUUUUACUGAACACUAUAAAUUUUUGCUUCUCAAAGAUUUGGGAGGACUGGAGCCAAACUGUUAAUGCUUGCAUGUGGAGAUGGUAAUGCAAGUCUUCUUUUAGACUGCUUAAAUUAUACAAUUGAUUUCAUUUCUUACCUCCUCCCCAUUAAAAAAAGCAAAUUAUUUUAUGUACUAAAUGUGAACAUUUUUUUGGAAGUAUCAUUGGUCCCACGUUGCAAUUUUUUUAACUGUUGCUACCCAGAGUGAUAUAUAUAAGAUGGGCAGCCAUGUUUAUUAAAUAAACGUUAAAAUUAUGUCAUGCCCUUA
Molecule: messenger RNA, 4900 nt
Organism: Crotalus tigris (Tiger rattlesnake)
Lineage: Eukaryota; Metazoa; Chordata; Lepidosauria; Squamata; Viperidae
Gene: SLX4
Product: SLX4 structure-specific endonuclease subunit
Exons: 10
Coding region: 29-3880 (1283 amino acids)
Biological process (GO): meiotic DNA double-strand break processing; interstrand cross-link repair; DNA replication
Cellular component (GO): nucleus; Slx1-Slx4 complex
Molecular function (GO): enzyme binding
Source: RefSeq, a predicted model, not a curated record